AUGAAGUUUGCUGUCGGACUCGUUCUCGUGGCAGUCGCCGUCACCACCGUCCACGCUGGUAACCCGGCCACGAUGAACUUGCCCAACGACCCUGCGUCGGAGACCGGCACGUCUUGCAACUUUGCUUGCCUUGCUGUGAUGAGGCCUGUGACGGACGAGAACGGCGUCACGUACUCGAACGAGUGCAUGAUGCGUGCGGCCAAGUGCAAGGGAAAUGGGAAGAAAACUGAUCCUCUGGAGGAGUACAAGCGUAUCUACGGCAAAGAGUUUGGUGCCCCGCGUGAUGACGACGAUAACGGAGAUGAAUCCGCCAGCGAGGAGAGCGGUAACUCGGAUUCCUUCGUUCAGGGUGAAAUGUCGACUUCCAGCGACGACUCUGCUACCGACAGUUCGUCGCCAAGUGAGGAGUCGACCGGUUCCUAUUGCCCUGAUGCUUGCCUGGAUGUUGAAGAACCUGUCACCGAUGAAGAUGGCAAUACAUACUCCAAUGAGUGCUACAUGCAGGCGGCCAAGUGCAAGGAAAAGAAGAAGGAUGUCGACGUUCUGGAAGAGUACAAGCGGAUCUACGGUAAGGAGUUUGGUGCCCCCCGUGAAGAUGAGUCCGGAGAUGAUGAAGACGAGUCUACUAGCGAGGACAGCGGCAGCUCGUCGACGCCAACCAAAAUGGUGAAGGGUACCAAGGACUCCGGUAAGAUGAAGAAGUCGACUAAGACGUCCACUGCCAGCUCUAGCGGCAUUGGCCAACUAUACGAGGACGGUUCGGACGGUGUCAUUGACGAUGACAAUUCGACGCCUACUAGCAAGAAAUGUGCGAGUGCCUGCCCCGACGUUGUGUUGCCUGUUUGCGGGUCUGACGGUGUCUGGUACUCGAGCCCGUGCCAACUGAAGGCCGCUGCCUGUAAGAACCCGGAGCAGAACCUCGUCCAAGACGACGGCGCGUGCAGCUCGAAAGAGACGAGUAAGAUCCUGCGUGUUGUGUAA
Molecule: messenger RNA, 981 nt
Organism: Phytophthora nicotianae INRA-310
Lineage: Eukaryota; Oomycota; Peronosporomycetes; Peronosporales; Peronosporaceae
Exons: 1
Coding region: 1-981 (326 amino acids)
Molecular function (GO): protein binding
Source: RefSeq, a predicted model, not a curated record